This is a messenger RNA of Symbiodinium pilosum, 324 nucleotides long. NCBI's taxonomy places the organism in Eukaryota, Dinophyceae, Suessiales, Symbiodiniaceae. The record is from the annotation of a GenBank genome assembly.
AUGGCCAUGUGGAACGCAGCGCAGAGGAAAGGCGUGAACGAGGUGGGCGCCAGAGAUAUGACGACCAUCGACAUUAAGGUCAAGCUCCUGAAGCCUUUGGGUAUCGAGUUCGAAGAACGUGCCAAUGAUCCUGGUCGAGUUUGGGUCCUUCGCGUGUUGGAGGAAGGGUCGGCCUUCAAAAACGGUGAGGUCGAACCCGGCGACUUUCUUUCCUAUGUGAAUGGCGUGGAUGUUGAGGACAAGUCCUAUGAUGAGACCUUGCAACUCCUCGUCAAUGCUGAAGGUGAGAUUGACUUAGUGUUCAAGCGCAUCUACGUGGCCUGA